AUGGAAAAUCGAAUCUGGAUACUACUACAGCUACUGUUUGUUGCUGUCAUGGCAAGCGCACAAACACAGUCCGUUGGGAACUCGUCGUGUCCUCUACAAGACGAAACUAGUCAGCUUGAUGCAUCAAAAUCAGGCGAAUUGAAUCAAGCUUUGCUGUCUGCCUAUAAUAGUUUUAAUCAAAACCCCACGUAUUCGCUGGCGAAUGCUGUAUUCUCCUCAGCGAUGGAUUCUUUUCCAUCAUCUGUGUCUGCAUCUUUAUCCUGCUCAGGUUACGAUGGAAUAAAUCUCAACUCGCUUCCUGCAUGGCUCACAGCUGUUCCCACCUCAUACAUCAGCGAAAUUCUUCAGGAGCAAUCCGCAUAUUCAUCGAUUAUCAGCUCUUUCGUUGCUGAGGCAUCAACAGGCACUGCAAGCAGUGUGGAUGUUAGCCUUCCAUCAAGUGCUAUUGCGACGCAGUCAUCACCGACGACGCCGGGGUCUACACCCUCCAUAAUGUCGGCAACCUCUAUACAACCGCCAAGUCCGACUCCAUCAACAGGAGGGGUGGCAAGAACAGUAACAACCAAUCUGAGAGGCAUAUUACUACUAGCUGCGUCGGCUUUAUUGUUCCUGCUCUGA
Talaromyces marneffei is the source of this 618-nucleotide messenger RNA. RefSeq lists its product as uncharacterized. Lineage: Eukaryota; Fungi; Ascomycota; Eurotiomycetes; Eurotiales; Trichocomaceae. The record is from RefSeq and is a predicted model, not a curated record. The transcript has 2 exons. The coding region runs from base 1 to 618 and encodes 205 amino acids.